AUGGACGCACCAGACUCGGCAUUUGGAAACAACAGACGUCGCCCGGCGUCAUCGUUCUCUUUUACCCUCUGCUACCCCGUCAGCCGCAGGAACAGGGCUGCCAUACGACGGCUUACCGCCCCCUCGCCAGCAUGUGAGGAAAGUAUUCACUACCCAGUCUUCAAUCCGCGGGAUCCGCGACACAACCCUGAUGUUAUCGCCUCGCCAUGGCUGGAGGAUGAUUGCGAUCUCUCCCAGCAGACAGCUUCGCCAAGAACAAGUCGUUGGAUACAGGAUCUGCCCAGAAGAUCUCUUCGAAGAGCCCAUCUAGGACUACUUGCGCUGAGGUCGGGGAUACGUCGGCGAUCCAGUGGACCUCCACCUGUUCGCACCGACAACCCCAGCGCCUGGUCCUCGGCGGACUCGGCAAAAGACUCGCUGGAUCAGCAGGGAACGCUCUACUCCUCCACGGUGUCCGAGGCUAGCACUGCUGAAGAUGUUGAUUUCGGAGCCGACCUCCAACGCAUCAGCUGCAAAUAUCCUUCGGAACCAAAUGGCGACAUCGGCAAAUAUUUGCAGAAACUACCAAUUCAUGUCGAAUGUGAAGCAGAUAGUACUUUUCUAAAUGGUUCGACUGUGCGUCACUGUCGCUCCGAGGCAGUUCUCGCUGUCCCUAGAUCCGAGGUCAAUUCGACGGAAUCACAACAUGGACAUACCGCGAGGUUGCAAACCACAGCGUUCCAGGGUAACCAUGAGGCAUUAGAAGCUUUGAAUGAGCCCGAUGAGGCUGCGACGGGCCAAGAGCCUCGCACCACCACCACCACUACCGUGUCAGUCAGGCCCAACGAUUCAGACGAACCCAGCCCGAGGGACAGCGAAUUGGAACGCAGCAGUCACUAUCUUACUACACCGGGACCUUCAUCGAAUGAUCCCAUUGAUUUGGAUACACAGUUGCAGUCUUUUACGCGCCCGAGUCCCAAUGUUCACACUGCCUCAAGCUCAGCCCCCACCAACUCGCGCAAAUCGAACGCACUGCGGAUGUCGAUCAAUGCGAUUAACAGUUACAAGCCAGCCAUGACUCGCGUGUGCAAGACUAAUCGUGUGUCUGAAACGCCCCAGAUAAUAGACGCCGACUUCGCCAUGGAGUCCUUGAAAUUGUGCGACCGAUUGGGGAUUAGAGACAGCCAUGCUCCCGAGGUGGAUCAGCAGAGCGAAUCGCCGUUCCAUGGAUUCAACCAAUCUGAGGAGACACCAACAAGGGCCACUGAGCCUUGCGAGCCUGAAGUCAACACACCAAUUUCGGAGUUCCUUGAGGACACGAUGAAUGCGAAGCCGCAGAUAGAUGUGGCAUUUACCUGCUCAGCAGAUCCUGACGGGCCGGCACAUGUAGGUCACGAGGCCGCUUCUGCUUCCAUUACUGGUAUGGAUGAGCAAACGCAAACAGGAGUCGGUCCGCCGAUGGAAGAGAUCAUUGGGGGGUUUACCCAGAAUGAAGAGCAACGGUUCAUGUCAGAAAUGGAGCAGGUGUUAGAGGAGCCAUGGUCCACCAUUGAUACCGACGAUUUGGCGUCCCUUCUCGCCCUCAGAGACGAGUACUUCCUUGUCGACAAGUCACCCGACAUCCGCCCCGACCGUGAUAAUAAUGCACUCAAGUCCGAGAGGAGCUUCACUGGCGAUGGCUGCUUAUAUAGUGGGCCUGGGCUUGAUCGCCAUUCGUCGACCAGGGCUCAAGGGAUCCCCGAGAUCGUGGGCCCGAGAUCAGCCAUACAUUUACAAAGUCCGCGAUCUGCCCGCGCCGAGCGCGAAGCCAGUGACUCCACUGACGAUUAUGUCUCCAGCUAUCCUGCGAGGUACUAUUUUUCAUCCAGAAGAUCUUAAUUCUUAAUUCGCAUUGCCACUUCUUUAUUGGUGGACCAGGCGACUCUACCAUAUUUUUACAUACACCGCUCAAUUGACUCUCCAAAGGUUGAGGCUCAUGAACCAGGGAGCGGGUUUCUCAAUACAGCCUUCCUCUU
Messenger RNA from Aspergillus aculeatinus CBS 121060, 1994 nucleotides. RefSeq lists its product as uncharacterized. Lineage: Eukaryota; Fungi; Ascomycota; Eurotiomycetes; Eurotiales; Aspergillaceae. The transcript is spliced from 2 exons. The coding region runs from base 1 to 1857 and encodes 618 amino acids. The record is from RefSeq and is a predicted model, not a curated record.